Messenger RNA from Arvicola amphibius (Eurasian water vole), 4887 nucleotides. RefSeq names its product membrane palmitoylated protein 7 (gene Mpp7). The record is from RefSeq and is a predicted model, not a curated record. Gene Ontology annotation, cellular component: cell-cell junction; plasma membrane. Gene Ontology annotation, molecular function: protein binding. The transcript is spliced from 19 exons. Lineage: Eukaryota; Metazoa; Chordata; Mammalia; Rodentia; Cricetidae. Gene Ontology annotation, biological process: protein localization to adherens junction. The coding region runs from base 484 to 2214 and encodes 576 amino acids.
GCGGCGGCGGCGGCGGCGGCGGAUCGGUUUAGCCUCCCGAUUGUCCUUAGAUCCCGAGCUACAGAGCUGAGCGUCGUUGACCAUAGCGGCGGCGGAUCGGAUCAGCCUCCUGAUUGUCUUAGAUCCUGAGCUACGGAGCUGAGCAGAGCAGCCUGCCCAGCGUGCCAUCUGCCCACAAGUGAAAUGAUACCGCCCACUGAGGUUUAGAAGGCUAGCGUCUGUGCGGAGUGAUGCCUUUGAAGUGCCUUCUUGCCCAGGUGCACACAGCUUCCCUUAGGCUCUCGCUGUGUAGGCCAGCCUAGUCUCUCCAACACCAUCCUUCAGUGUUUGGAAUGAGUGGAAUCCUGAGCUUUCUCAAGCUAAUGAGCUGGGGGCUAGUGAGACAGUCAGCUCUUCCGUGAAGCUCGGCUGCAGGUCAUUGAAUUCCCUGGAGCUUCCCAAGGCAAGAGAGUGGAGAGCAGCCAAACACCUUCAGCCCUCAGCAUGCCAGCACUGUCAACCGGAUCUGCUGGAGAAAUGGGUCUGUAUGAGCUGUUGGCUGCUCUGCCCGCCCAGCUACAGCCACAUGUGAAUAGCCAGGAGGACCUGACCUUCCUCUGGGACAUGUUUGGUGAAAAGAGCCUGCAUUCACUGGUCAAGAUUCAUGAAAAACUUCACUACUAUGAGAAGCAGAGUCCAGUGCCCGUUCUCCAUGGGGCAGCAGCCUUGGCUGAUGAUCUGUCUGAAGAGCUACAGAACAAGCCACUAAGCAGUGAGAUGAAAGAGCUGCUGAAACUGCUGUCAAAACCCAAUGUGAAGGCAUUGCUUUCAGUACAUGAUACUGUGGCUCAAAAGAGUUAUGAUCCUGUAUUGCCUCCUAUGCCUGAUGAUAUCGAUGAUGAAGAAGACUCUGUGAAAAUAAUCCGCCUGGUCAAGAACAGAGAACCCCUGGGUGCAACCAUUAAGAAAGAUGAACAGACGGGGGCAAUCAUCGUGGCCCGGAUCAUGCGGGGAGGAGCUGCAGAUAGAAGUGGUCUUAUUCACGUGGGUGACGAGCUGAGGGAAGUGAAUGGGAUCCCAGUAGAAGACAAGAGGCCCGAGGAAAUAAUACAGAUUUUGAGUCAGUCCCAGGGAGCAAUUACAUUUAAGAUAAUACCCAGCACCAAAGAAGAGAUAGCUUCCAAGGAAGGCAAGAUGUUUAUCAAAGCCCUUUUUGACUAUGAUCCAAAGGAGGACAAAGCGAUCCCAUGUAAGGAGGCAGGGCUGUCUUUCCAAAUGGGAGACAUUCUUCAGAUUCUGAGCCAAGAUGAUGCUACUUGGUGGCAGGCGAAGCACGAAGGUGAUGCCAACCCCAGAGCUGGCCUGAUUCCCUCCAAGCACUUCCAAGAACGGAGACUGGCGCUGAGAAGACCAGAAAUAAUAGUCCAGCCUCUGAAACUUUCCAACAGGAAAUCAUCUGGUUUUAGAAGAAGUUUCCGUCUUAGCAGAAAAGAUAAGAAAACUAACAAGUCUAUGUAUGAGUGCAGAAAGAGUGACCAGUACGACACAGCGGACGUGCCCACCUAUGAAGAAGUGACACCAUAUCAGCGGCAGGCUCAUGAGAAAUACAGGCUUGUAGUCCUGGUCGGUCCUGUCGGAGUUGGGCUGAACGAGCUGAAGCGGAAGCUGUUAAUGAGUGACACACAACACUAUGGUGUGACAGUGCCCCAUACCACUAGAGCAAGACGAAGCCAAGAAAGUGAUGGUGUGGAAUAUAUUUUUAUUUCUAAGCAUUUGUUUGAGACAGAUGUACAAAAUAACAAGUUCAUUGAAUAUGGCGAAUAUAAAAACAACUACUAUGGCACAAGUAUAGACUCAGUUCGCUCUGUCCUAGCUAAGAACAAAGUUUGUCUGCUGGAUGUCCAGCCUCAUACAGUGAAGCACUUAAGGACACUGGAGUUCAAACCCUAUGUGAUAUUUAUAAAACCUCCAUCAAUAGAACGUUUGAGAGAGACAAGAAAAAAUGCAAAGAUUAUUUCAAGCAGAGAUGACCAAGGAACAGCAAAACCCUUCACAGAAGAAGACUUUCAAGAAAUGAUUAAAUCAGCACAAAUAAUGGAAAGUCAAUAUGGCCAUCUUUUUGACAAAAUUAUAAUUAAUGAUGAUCUCACUAUGGCAUUUAAUGAGCUAAAAACAACAUUUGACAAACUAGAGACUGAUACCCAUUGGGUCCCCGUGAGCUGGUUACAUUCAUAACUCAAGAAAAUUUCCUUAAUUGUGUUUUUUACAGAGUGCAUCAUUAGGUCAGCUACCAUGUUUUUGGUAGGAUUUUCUUAAAUAUCGAUCACUGUCAUAGAUGUAAAGUCUUCAUAAAAUUUCAGUUUGAAUUUGAAUCAUAUGACUGCACAAUCUAAAAGUCAAAAUCUGCACAGUGUAAAACUCUGAAUUCCCUGAUUGCCUUUAAUUCUGUCUCUGUUGUGAGAGGCAGUGUGUAUCAGAGUUCAUGCCCCACCUAUACUUGCUGCCCUUCACUUUGCAUGCUUGCAGUUGACAGCAUGGACUUAGCCAUCUUGGGCAGCUCCACAUGUUUGACUGAGCUGGAAAUAAGACCCCAUCCUAUUACUGCUCCUGUGCAGAGAGUAUGUUCUUUGUGUGUGUUUUGUUGUUAAGGAAGUAGCUCACAUAUUAUAGCUUAGGAAAUCCUUUGGAGUACAUAUAGAGGCUGCAAAUAUUCUAUAAGGGUAAAGUGGAUUCUUUUUUUUUAAGUUGAGGGUCUUACUAUGCUCUGUACACUGGCCUUGAACUCAGCCCUCCUUUGCCUCAACCUCCCAAGUAUGGGUACAUGCCACUGUAACAGGUUUGGAAAUAGAUUUAAGUAAUAUUAUAGAUGUAGACCAAAACCCUUCCUUGUGGUUUAGUAAGGAUAAUUAUUUAAGGGCAAGCAAUUAUCACAAAGCAACUCCUGUUUUAACCUGUUACUUUUCAGAAGACAUUUCUGGAGUCAAAAUAUUUUAUUCUCUUUGUUUGGAAGUUCUCAGCAAAUUAUAAGAAUUAGAUAAGUAUUCUAAACAUAUAACACACAUGUUAGAGUACAUACAGUUAAGGAAAAAGUGAUAAUGUUUCCGUACUGUGCAAUCACUACAUGUUUAAAUUGUGCUAUGGUGUGUUCUAGAAACCUUAUAUUGUGUUAACUUUCUUUUGACCAAAAUGAUUAUUAACAUUGGCCAGAUUUCAUCUCAACCUAUUCUGAAAGAAGAUGGAUUUUUUAAAUGUUUAGAUGACAUUGCUCCUUUUCUUUGAUGCUAUAGGUCUCCAGCAAGUGAAUAAUUUAUCAUAUUACAAAUGUCCCACAGUUCAGAGAGCUCCUGCCAUUCCUGUGAGAACUGUGAUUCAGCCAGUAGAAAAACCAUCACAUUUAUGACUUUAAUACAAAAAUAUUUUUGUUGCUUUGAAGAGAGUUUAAAUGUCAUGCUUAAAGAAAAAUAAAAUAUAGGGAAAUUUUAUAUAUUUGUGAGAUAUUUGAAAGGCAUAUUUUUAGUUAUCAAAUAGGGUUAUUCAUAAAAUAAAUUGUAUAUAAAGAUAUAAUUUAAAGUAGUAGUUUUAUAAGCAAGGUCAACAUUCCAUGUAAAUAUUUGACCUUUUUGCAGGUAGAUUCCACAUGUUGCAUAUUCACUGUCAUGUGAUAGUGUCCUUGCUAACUUUCCUUAUGACAUGUCGAAUUACUGUGAGAAGCAGACACAGAAGUUACAUUCAGUCCUACAGCCAGAUCAUUGGACUAAUGAACAUAGUCUAUGAAAGUUCUGUGUUUAUUAAUUAAGCCAUAAGCCAUGCAGUUUAAAUACAGAUAGGAUGGCUAGCAGAUUCCUGUUCUGAAGUCAGUGACCUGUGUGGCCUGCCUAGAAGCACAAGUCUUAAAGAAUUGGUUUGUGUGGAAUAUUGGGGAAUGCCUACACUUCUCAUAAAGCAAGUUUCUGUACCAAGAAUGAUGAGGAAUGUAUACCAGCAUAGGGCAUUCUGUGGAUACUAUAGGUAGCCCAGUUUCCUUACUCCAAGAUAUCUUUGUUGAUUUUUUUCUUUCUUUUUGGGAUUGUUGUCUCCAUUUUUGUGGAUACUAUAGGUAGCCCAGUUUCCUUACUCCAAGAUAUCUUUGUUGAUUUUUUUCUUUCUUUUUGGGAUUGUUGUCUCCAUUUUUCAUCUUAGGGUAGAACUUGCAUAGUGUGGUGGAAAUUUUGAAUCCUUAUAAGUAGUAUAGGUGAUGGAUGGAAUGUUAUGAAAAUAUAAAUGUCUAUACAUUUUAGAUCAGAGCUAAACAACAUUUUUUUAAAUGAUGAAAAUAAAAGCAGUUUAAGAAAUCGGGUGGCAUGUAGGCUUACCUGUGCUUCGAUGCUUACAAAGAGAUUGAAUGUAAUAAGCCAGGCCAACAAAGGGCUGUGGAUCCCUGUAGUAAGAGGCAACCUCUCUCUGCUCGCUGUCCUCAGCACUCCUACCACCAAGAAGAACUCUCUGAGCUCUCAGCAGCCUGUUCCUGGGAUGGCAUGGCAGCCACUAUUAGAGAAGAAACAACUGUUUCAGUGUUUGUACAAUUAAAAUUGAACUUUGCGUGUAAUGCUGUUCUCCUUGUCCACCUCCCAGUUAGAGUGGUCUAAAUGUAAAGAGAUAAAAUUGAAACAAUAAUCAUGGUUUCCCUGAGUAAUGUGGAAACUUGGCAUCUAUAAGGCUGGCAUUCCUGGUACUAUAUAAUCAUUGGGUGUACCUAAACUGUAGUAAUUUAAAAUGAACAAACAUGUAAAUUCAGAUUACAAAACUAUGGAGUCAAAAUGUCCCUAAAGAUGAAGAUUUUUAUUUAUUUUCCUUUGGGCCCAUGAUGAAUUUAUUAAUAAAUGUAAUGGAAAGUUUUUUAGUCUUAAUAAAAUAUCUUCAAGCAAUAUA